AUGAACCUCACCAAGAUUCUCGGAGGAAUGUUCUUCUUCACUUUGGUGCUUUCCAGCUAUUCUGAGCAAAACCAAGUGAAUGUCCUGUGCUCAACAGAUUGGUUCAUGGUCACCGUUCACCCCUUCUUGCUGAAUAAUGACGUCUAUGUACACUUUCAUGAGGUGCACUUGGGUCUAGGGUGUCCUCCCAACCACGUUCAUCCACACUUCUACCAGUUCACCUACCGCGUUACCGAAUGUGGCAUCCGCAUCAAGGCUGUCUCUCCAGAUGUCGUUAUCUACAGCUCUGAGAUUCACUAUGCGUCCAAAAGUUCGUCAUCUAGAUAUGUGAUCCCUGUGUCGUGUGCUGCUCCUCGACGGUCCCCUUGGCUCACUAAGCCCUACUCCGUGAAAUCAGACAGUGAGAACAUGGCCAAGACCCAGAAGGAUGCCGGGACCCAGAAGAAUGGGACCAGCUACCCGAUCUUCAGCUUGCCAGAGCCUAGCCAACAGUCUAACUCCAGCUGCCCAUCUUAUGCCUUCAAGCAAGAGAGCAUGUAA
Messenger RNA from Psammomys obesus (fat sand rat), 540 nucleotides. It is a transcript of the gene Plac1, whose product is annotated as placenta enriched 1. NCBI's taxonomy places the organism in Eukaryota, Metazoa, Chordata, Mammalia, Rodentia, Muridae. The transcript has a single exon. Bases 1 to 540 code for a protein of 179 amino acids. The record is from RefSeq and is a predicted model, not a curated record.